AUGAGCCAGAUUUACUCGCUCGGCCUUGCUCUACCUCGGCCGAGCUUGUUAUGCCUGGGUGUACAAAUCACCUCGGGCAGCUCCAUCUCCAACGCUCUCCCACAAUCACUCACAAAGGCUGCUAGACGAUACCGAUCGACAUGUCCGACAUCAACAAGGUGGUCCUCGAGAAGUCAAAUUUUGACUUCGAAGACACGACCUUCGUCUUGGACUAUCUUUGCAUCCGAAAAUAAAACAUCAAAAGCGCCCACGUUUAACGCCCGCUACAUAUCUUUAUAUUCCAAUGAGAAGAAGGGGCCCUUCAACAAAGUCAUCACCCACUAUGUCGAACUGCCGCCCAGCUAUACCGACCAUGAGGGGCUGCCAUUCUCCAAGAAGGGCGACCUUUCGCAGGAUGAGGUCUUCCAGAUUUUUGGCACUGGCCUCGAGGCACCCAGAGCGAAUAAGUUGCUGCGCAUAUUACAUGGCCGUCGGGUAGCUGGCACCCUCGGUGAUCCGACCCUGGCGCGGAAUCUGGCGGGCUACCAACAAAAGCACAUUGAAGCGGCCCUCGCCUAUCUGCGUAGCAAGCUGCCGGUGGACGAAGUCAUCAAUGCCGGUUUGCAGGCCGAGGAUGAGCUCGCAAGGCUAGAAGAGGAGGCGGAACGUGCGGCGCAACAGAGCGAAGCAGACCCAGAUGCACUCAUCAACAACGGAGAUCUAGACACAUGGCAGAGGAAAUUGGCCAGAGAGAAGCCACAGGAUGACGUAUACGGUGUCAGUGUCCAGGAGGCAAUUCGGGCACGCAACAAGGCGAUUGCCGAUGCAGCGGAAAGAGAGCGUGCCGAGCAGAAGCGGCUUGAAGAUGAGGAAUGGGCCAGGCUCAAUCCCGCUGGCACAAAGCUGGCCACGCUCCCAGAGCAAGCACGAGACUGGACACCGGCACAGCAGGAGAAGUACAUGGAGUCCCAGGCCAAGCUAGAGGAAUAUACCAAGCGUGCAACAUCAGACAUCGAAGCGCCACCGGAAAUGGGUCAUUGGGAGCGUUUCGGAUCUUGUAUUCUGACAGCAGGAGCUGUUGUGGCCGUCGGACUCGUUUUUGCGGCAGUCUACAAGCCUCCGCCUCCCGAGUAUCGCGUCUGGCCCGAUCUCCCGCCGGCCGCAGCAACGCUUGCGGCGCUCAUAGGUGCAAACUUUGUUGUCUAUGCGCUUUGGAAGUUCCCGGUUAUGUGGCGAACUUUGAAUCGGAUGUUUAUCUUCACGCCGGCGAUUCCGACUUCCUUUGCCAGCAUCGGGAAUGCAUUCUCACAUCAGGUAUUCUGGCAUUUGGCAAACAACAUGGUCUUUUUGUGGCUGGUCGGAACUCGUCUCCACGAUGAUAUAGGUCGCGGGGCUUUCCUGGCCACUUAUUUUGGCACCGCCUGCUUAGCCUCGGUAUCAGCAGCAAUGGUCCGCAUCAUUGCCUUGAAGCAAAUGACAUUCAACAGCCUAGGAGCAUCUGGCGUUGCCCUCGGCUUGAUAGGAGCCUACUUCACCAUCCAUUGGUCGGAUGAUAUCCACGUCUGGCUGCUUCCUGAAUCUGCCGUCGUCCCAGGAUAUGCGUUCCUUGCCAUGGCAUACUUGUACACCCUUGUUCCACUUUUGGGGUUGAGAAAAGGUCCUCGAAAGCACCAGAUUGACUUUUGGACUCAUUUUGCCGGACUGGUGGUUGGCACUGCGUACGGUGGCUAUUUCAGCCGGAGCCUGGGCUUCGACAACGCGGCUUCCGUUAAGAACCAAGCCAGGAUAGAGAUGGCAAACCCUCAUAAGGCUUUUGACAUAUCCGAAACGGCAGCAGAGGAGCAAGCUCGACCGGAUCCCACGGUGACAGCGGCAUCCAAAUGA
Pyricularia grisea is the source of this 1863-nucleotide messenger RNA. RefSeq lists its product as uncharacterized. Gene Ontology annotation, molecular function: serine-type endopeptidase activity. The coding region runs from base 1 to 1863 and encodes 620 amino acids. The record is from RefSeq and is a predicted model, not a curated record. The transcript has a single exon. Gene Ontology annotation, cellular component: membrane. Lineage: Eukaryota; Fungi; Ascomycota; Sordariomycetes; Magnaporthales; Pyriculariaceae.